AUGUACAGUUACGUUCAGAAGUUCGUUCGCUCGUGCCCCGAUUGUGAGCGCCGGAAAUCUUCACCGUGCCUCUCGCCAGCAGGUCUGCAACCGUUAUCUUGCCCUAGACGGCCGUUCGGGCACGUCGGCACGGAUUUUUAUGGGCCACUUCCCCUGACAUCUGCUGGUAACCGCGGGGCCAUCGUAGCAGUAGACCACCUCACGCGAUACGCCGAAACUAGCGCUCUCCCAGUGGCUACAGCGUGUGACGUUGCUUCCCUCCUGCUUCGCCAAUUCAUACCGAGUCAUGACCCACCACAGGAGUUGCUCAGCGAUCACGGACGUGUGCUCUUGUCGGAACUCAUCGAAGCCACCCUCAAAGAGUGCGACGUUGUGCACCGCACAACUACUGCUUACCAUCCACAGACCAAUGGCCUCACAGAACGCUUUAACAGUACGCUUGGCAACAUGCUCGCAAUGCACGUAGCCUCCGACCACACAAAUGGCAUGCCAUUCUGCCUUUCUCAACCUACGCCUACAAUACCGCCACUCAGGGCACCACUGGCAUUUCACCAUUUUUCUUAUUGUACGGCUGGCACCCGUAGCCCACAGUCGACACAAUCCUUCCGUACAAGCCGGAUGCAACUUAGUACGCGCCUAUUUCUGCUACAGGCCAGACAUGCCGAAGAGUGUCGAGAUCUCGCGAGGGCCUUUGCUUCAAAUGACCAAGAGCGGCAGCAGAGCUUUCGUGGGGACACCACUUCUGCCCUCACGUUCAUCCCCGGAGCGCUUGUGGGGCUCUCGGUCGCUUCCACUGCACCUGAACUCCCGUCAAAACUACUUCCCAAGUAUGGAGGCCCCUACCGCGUCAUCGAACGCACAUUUCCUGUCAACUACGUGAUUCAGCCCGUUGAACGGUCUUCGGACAUGCGUUGUCGUGGACGAGACCUUGUCAAUGCCGACCACCUCAAGACCUACUAUAACCCACCCAUAGCGACAAGCUGUUAG
Molecule: messenger RNA, 987 nt
Organism: Dermacentor andersoni
Lineage: Eukaryota; Metazoa; Arthropoda; Arachnida; Ixodida; Ixodidae
Source: RefSeq, a predicted model, not a curated record